AUGUGCCAAACUGCAUACGGAGAAUCAGCCAAGUCCAUUCCAGCAAGAAGUGCUCACAAGGCAGGUAUAGAUGACGUUCCAAAAACUCUGGAUUUUGUCCGGGAUAAGAAAUUGAGGCUGGUUAUCAAGAAUACGGGGCUCGACUAUCGUGGACGAAGCUCCGCACCGGAUUCGUUGGCCCUCUGGCACGGCCCGAUCCCGGUCCCUAUCGAUCAUAAACCUAAUUUUUGGGCAAUGAAUGGAAUCAAAAAGGGUCCGUGGGGUAUGGAUCUGGCAGAGAAGGUUGAUGCGUUUUGGAAAGAUGUUGAGAGGGAGUCGCCGUUGGAUAAUUUCGAGGGCUAUCUCGCCCGUCAAACCUAG
Messenger RNA from Penicillium atrosanguineum, 360 nucleotides. RefSeq lists its product as uncharacterized. The record is from RefSeq and is a predicted model, not a curated record. The transcript has 2 exons. Lineage: Eukaryota; Fungi; Ascomycota; Eurotiomycetes; Eurotiales; Aspergillaceae. Bases 1 to 360 code for a protein of 119 amino acids.